Molecule: messenger RNA, 1292 nt
Organism: Macadamia integrifolia
Lineage: Eukaryota; Viridiplantae; Streptophyta; Magnoliopsida; Proteales; Proteaceae
Exons: 6
Coding region: 54-1019 (321 amino acids)
Molecular function (GO): protein binding
Source: RefSeq, a predicted model, not a curated record
CCACUUUGGUUGUGAUGUGAUUAUAGGCUUUUAGCAUUUUGGCUGAUAACACUAUGUACAACCAAGAUGGAGUUACAAGAAUGAUGACACAAGAAAUCCCAACUCAUUUCACUGUUAAAAUUGAAGAGUUUUCACUGCUCUCCAAGGCUUCAAUAGAGAGAUAUGAAACCAGUGAAUUUGAAGCCGGAGGCUACAAAUGGAAAUUGUCACUGUAUCCAAAUGGAAAUAGGAACAAGAAUGAAAAAGAUAAUCUCUCUCUCUACUUGUCAAUGGCGGAAACAAAGACACUCCCUCGUGGUUGGGAAGUCAGUGUAAAUUUCCGGUUGUUUUUGCUUGAUCAGAUCCGAGACAACUAUUUGAUGGUUCAAGAUUCCAAGGUAACUGGGAGGCGUUUUCAUGCAAUGAAAAUCGAAUGGGGUUUUGAACAAUUUAUCAGUCUCAAGUCUUUCAUGGAUGCUUCUAACGGAUAUCUUAUCGGAGAUACCUGUGUGUUCGGAGCUGAAGUCUUUGUUUGUAAAGAAAGAAGUAUCGGCAAAGGCGAAUGCUUGACAAUGAUAAAAGACUCCAUUGCUACUAAGACUAAUUGGAGAAUUGAGAACUUCUCAAAGUUAGACAAUGAAUAUUAUGAAUCCAAAACAUUCAAUGCAGGAGAUCAGAAAUGGAAGGUACAAUUGUAUCCAAAGGGGAAAGGUAGUGGGAUGGGCAACAGUGUUUCUCUAUAUUUGGCUUUGGCUAAUCCUACAACACUUCCUCCUGGUCAGAAAUUUCAUAUUGAAUUUGUCUUGCGCUUGGUAGACCAGAUGUAUGGCAAACACAUUUCAGGCAAAGGAUUUUUGGGAGUAACACAAGGAGCAUUUAAAGAGUAUCAAGUUCUAAAUACAACUAUAGGGAUGUCGUCCAAAAACAAGAAAAGAAUCUUGUCCAUCAUGCGUGUUCUCCACACCCAAACAAAGCUGUGUGAAAAGACCCAGCUGCCCUUGCAUGCUCUGGGUAUUUUCACAUCUGCGCCAACGUCCUGACCAAUGAGAGUGCAUCUUCGAACAUCGAUCAAGAGAGGUGCAUUGGUCAUUUUGCACCCCUGUGUCUGGGCAUAAGAGUGUGCUCCUAGACAAAUCACUUGUCUCAUAUAUAUAUACAAGAUUGUAUGUAGAAGAUUUCCUGAUUUUUACUUAUUGAAGACUAGCUUCGAAGUCCUAAUUCCCUCCCCCCCCUAUUUGGAGCUAAUCCGUGGUUCAGUGCCUCAAGUCAAGAUCAUGGUUGGUCAAGGUUUGUUUCACAUAGUUAUCUCUAUC